AGCUCGUAGUAGAAUGAAUGGAGUGGCCUGAGAGAACACGAGAGCCUUCAAUCAGACCCACGCAGAGCACCGAGCUCCACACUGGGAUGCUGUGAAGCGGAUUUUUCUUCUCACACUACAAAAAAAAAGAGAAAGAUUUAAAAAACCAGAAGAUUCACUCAGUCGUCUUGAAAGCGCAAUGGCACGAGGAGAGGGCGCGGAGCAGUACUCAGCGACUUUACUGACAGUCAAGCCAAUAAACACUGAAAUCAAACCGGCAAAGCCAAAGAAGCAGAGAAAUCGUCUGUCUGUGUGCAGCAAGCUGUGCUAUGCCUUUGGCGGAGCUCCCUACCAGAUCACGGGCAGCGCUCUGGGCUUCUUCCUCCAGAUCUACCUCCUCGAUGUGGCACAGCUGGAUCCCUUCUAUGCCUCCAUCAUCCUGUUCGUGGGCCGGGCCUGGGAUGCUGUCACAGACCCGACCGUGGGUUUCCUGGUGAGCCGGAGUCGAUGGACCGGCAUCGGCCGCAUGAUGCCCUGGAUCCUCUUCUCCACUCCGUUUGCCGUUCUAACUUAUUUCCUCAUCUGGUACGUGCCUCCAUUUGAGGAAGGGAAAGUCUUCUGGUACCUGGUCUUUUACUGCCUCUUCCAGUCGAUGCAGACGUGUUUCCAUGUGCCGUACUCAGCCCUCACCAUGUUCAUCAGCACCGACCAGAAAGAGCGCGACUCUGCCACGGCCUACCGUAUGAUGGUGGAGGUGUUGGGCACCGUGCUGGGCACCGCCAUCCAGGGGCAGAUAGUCGGCGGCGCCUCCAACUGUCCCACCGAGACCGAUGUUCUGAACAGCACAAACUCAUCCAGAGCCAACAUGACCUCAUCCGUGGCUUCGCUGGAUGAGACAAAACAAGCCUACUUGAUCGCUUCAGGGGUCAUCUGCAUCAUCUACGUGGUGUGUGCCGCAAUCUUGUUUUUGGGCGUGAAGGAGCGGAAAGAGCACGGGAGGAAGAAGUCGUCAGAGCCGCUCACCUUCCGUCAGAGCCUCUGGGUGAUCAUGAGUCACGGGCCGUACGUCAAGCUGGUCAUCGGCUUCCUGUUCACCUCGCUGGCCUUCAUGCUGCUGGAGGGAAACUUUGCCCUCUUCAUCACCUACGCUCUCGGCCACAGGAAGCACUUCCAGAAUAUCCUCCUGGUCAUCAUGCUUUCUGGGGCCCUCACCAUCCCCUGGUGGCACUGGUUUCUGACACGGUUCGGGAAGAAGAAAGCAGUUUACUUCGGCAUCUCGUGGGCGAUACCCUUCAUGAUCCUCAUCGUCUCUAUUAAGAGCAACCUGAUCAUUUCCUACUUGGUCUCCGUGGCAGCGGGUGUGAGUGUGGCAGCAGCUUUCCUCCUGCCUUGGUCGAUGCUUCCUGACGUAGUGGACGACUUCAAAGUUAAAAAUCCAGACAUCCACGGUCAUGAAGCCCUCUUCUACUCCUUCUAUGUGUUCUUCAUCAAGUUUGCCUCUGGAGUGUCCCUGGGUGUCUCCACCCUCAGUUUAAAAUUUGCCGGCUACGUGACCGGGGACUGCGUACAGCCCGAGGCGGUCAGUUUAACCCUGAAGGUGCUGGUCUCUCCUGUGCCCGUGGUCCUGAUUGCUGUGGGACUGUUGAUACUGAAGACUUACCCCAUCGAUGAGGAAAGGAGGCAAUGCAACCGAAAACUACUGCAGGACAUGUUGGACUCUGAAGCUGACUCCGAGUCCGAAAGCUCGGAGCUUGGGAGCAGCGUGUAGCAGCAGAGGACGAGCCAACCGCCACCGCUGCUUCGCAUGUUUGCACAGGCUGCUGAGGGACCACCGGUUAUCUGGACUAACACAGGAGGGACCACAGACCACCGCCGAAGCAUCUUCAGCACAUACACGGCCUCCCUCCAGUGACUCUCACAGGUUCACGUCUCCCUCUGGUGGCAGGCCGCUGUCACCUCGUGUGAGGAGCAUUUUCUGUUGUCCUUCGUCUCCAGCCAGUUGAAUUCCGUUAACAAAAACUAAACAGCGUACACAACACACAAAUCUACGGUGUGUUUUUUUUUUUUUUUGUCAGUGUAAAGCCAAAGUCCCAGCUUCACUUCUUCUCUCUUCACUUUGUCCUUUUUCAGUAGUUUUCUCUCGUUGUUUAGCUGAAACGCGGCAUCAGAACUGUGCGGAUUUUUACCUAAAUGAAUAUGUACAGCUGAAAUGGACAGAAGAAUCAGACCACUAUGUCGUUUAAACAAAGCUCACGUGCACAUUUUUGUUCACAUUCAGCAGCUGCAGCUUCGGUACACUAAUGGACUCCUGGUUGAGUUUCACUCAGCAAAGAGAAAUCUAUUUUUCCAAAGAUGUAAUGUUUACUGACAUGUUCCUGGAGCUUUCUGUUUCUGUUUUACAUCUCCAGCUGUGAGCAGCUCAUUUAUGCCUUUUUUUGGGACAGCAGUAUUCGUCAGUUUCCUUAUUAUCUCUCCUCCUGUUGUGCCUGCACUGCAUCCUCAGAGCCUGGUUAGAAAUCGGUUGGCGUUGAGAGAUUUGAGGUUUCAUUGAACUUCAGUAUUUAUUUGCUGGUUUACAAGAUCUGACCAUCACUCGUGCAGAUUGUAGAGAUGUUACCAGUGGUUUUUACCACGUCUUAGCUGUUAGGCGUUCUGUUCAGAGGCUGCUCUGAAAGAAAUGUACAGUAUGAGCCCUUAUUUAUGAAGGGCAUGGCAGCACUAUUCCACUGAUCGGAGUUGUACGGAGCUUUGCUACAGUUUGUACUUUUUGCUUUUCUACAGAACAUUUCGUAAAAGCAAAAAAAACUUGAAGUGUACUUGAAUACCCUGAAGGAGAAAAGGCAUCUUGCGGUAGAAUAUGAUGUACAGAUUGCUGGUUAUCUGAAUCACUGCCUUACAAACACAUCUGAUCAGUUGCAACUGAGAUUUUCUGGUGAACUCAAACGAUUUAGUUUUAUUUUUUUAUGCUGCUGAGAAACGUUCCACAUCCCACCCUUUUUCUGCUUUAACCUUUCAGCCGAUCUCCAUCAGGUUCAACAGACAUUUCUGAAUGUGCUUUUACAGCAAAGUCAACUCCAGUAUGAAGUCAUUUCAUCGAGCAUGUUCUCGCUCCCCGGGAGGAUAAAUGCGUUAUUUAACUAUUUAUUUAAAUGAACUAUCUAAGGGAUUAUGAGUUUUCUUAUGGAAGCAUAUGUGUAUAAUAAUUUAUUAACAACGACUGAAUGAUUAUUGUUGUGACUGUGUGGACAAGUGAUUUAUGAGUCAUGUGGAAGAACUGAGAACAUCCAAACGGAAGGUGUUUUGUGGUAGAAGUUGCCGUAAUGUCAUUAAGACGAUGCCUUUGCAGAUUUGUGACUCACAAGAACAGCAGCCUAAAUGCAGAUUUACUUUGUUUUUUAAAUUACAAGCUAUGUGGGAAGCACUUGUCUUCACUGUAGAUGACUUGAAGUCACCUCAAAUUAUGUUGUUUUUUGUUGUUGUUGUUGUGAAGAUUUCAACAAAAAAAAUCCUAAUAUAUUCCUGAAAAUUGCACUGAAUGAACAGAAUGAAGCACAUCACGUCUCCCCUGGGCCUCCUUUGGUAUUUAAAUGCUGCUGUUUGUAUGAAGUGUAAAUACUUUUUUUUUUCUCCUGAGUCUGACCAUGAUUAGCAAUAUUUAAAUCAAUGAAAAGAAGAAUCCAAUGUGCUGUACAUUUGUAAUCUUAAGUGUGUGAAUAAAGUUUGUCAAAAUAGAGAAAGUA
Stegastes partitus (bicolor damselfish) is the source of this 3719-nucleotide messenger RNA. Its product is annotated as major facilitator superfamily domain-containing protein 2A-B-like. The coding region runs from base 179 to 1747 and encodes 522 amino acids. Gene Ontology annotation, cellular component: plasma membrane. Gene Ontology annotation, molecular function: fatty acid transmembrane transporter activity; lysophospholipid:sodium symporter activity. The record is from RefSeq and is a predicted model, not a curated record. The transcript is spliced from 14 exons. Lineage: Eukaryota; Metazoa; Chordata; Actinopteri; Pomacentridae. Gene Ontology annotation, biological process: carbohydrate transport; lysophospholipid translocation; lipid transport across blood-brain barrier.